This is a messenger RNA of Rhagoletis zephyria (snowberry fruit fly), 1176 nucleotides long. NCBI's taxonomy places the organism in Eukaryota, Metazoa, Arthropoda, Insecta, Diptera, Tephritidae. The record is from RefSeq and is a predicted model, not a curated record.
AUGCCUGGCAGUACGCACAAAGGCAAUGACAUCUACAAGGAAGCCGAUCCAACGAUGGCUGACCGCUACAAGCAGCAGAUGAGCAAGCGGAAGCUGCUUUUCAUUCAGAGUCUCAUGAGAGCUCAAGUUAACCAGAUGAACAAGUCAAUGAGCACGUUUCCAGUGGAGGCGUAUGGAUCACUCUUCAAGACGUACCAGAUUAAGAAGGACACCAUUCUUCACAAGGGAGAACACGUCACCAUCUACGGAGCAAAGAGUCCCGUCUCUAAUAACACCUCAGUGCGUGUCUACGCCAAGUCGUUCAUUGAUCCAAACACCUCGGUGUACUUGAAAAUUCUGCGUCACCUGGGCAGAAAACAUCCAUACAUUGUCCACUCAUACGAGUUGUUCCAUGACGGCACCAGUGUUUACGUGUUCCAGGAAGGCUUUUACAAAGGUAACCUGGCGGAGUACAUGGAGCAGAGUCAGCCACUGACUGAACGUCAGGCUGCUGUCUGGGCAAAGCAGAUCUACCGAGCACUGGACUUUCUCGGCGACCAGGCCAUUGCACACCGUGAUCUUAGUCCGACUCACCUGGUCAUCCAGCCGCAGUCGAGUAGUGAAGUGUGGUGCAAGCUGACUGGCUUCAAGCAGGCCAUCAUCUACUGGGACACCAACUGCAAUGACAUCGCCUACUGCCAGUGCUGGCCAUCGGAACGCCAAGCCGCCGACGGUGCCAACUUCCAACCGCCCGAAGUGUACGGAGACCCAAGCAAGGAGCAGUUUGAUCCGAUUCAAGCGGAUAUAUGGUCGUAUGGAACAUGCAUCUUCUUCAUGCUCGUCAAACAGUACAUUUACAAUGUCACCGACCCGUAUGAAAACAUUGACGAAGAAAUAUGGCACAACAUUGUGAAAAAUCCACUCAGCGAUGACUGCAAGGACUUUAUCUAUGCGCUGACUCGCGGCAAUGCUAACGACCGAAUGCCAUUUGACUUUGUUGAAAAUCACCCUUGGCUGAAGGCUAAUUCUAUGAUGCUUAACCAGAACCAGAAAGACAAUGUGUCAAGUAAGCAUGACCCCAGUCUUAAAUCUUCGAAGCUUGUCAAACAACCACUGGUGAUUGCCAAAGGAGAUGCUAGUGGAAACAAAAUUUCUGGCAAAUCUUUGGGAUCAAAAGCCACUGUGUCUUCAGGUUAG